Rhizoctonia solani is the source of this 1146-nucleotide messenger RNA. Its product is annotated as cyclin-dependent kinase. The coding region runs from base 1 to 1146 and encodes 381 amino acids. Gene Ontology annotation, molecular function: cyclin-dependent protein serine/threonine kinase activity; ATP binding. Gene Ontology annotation, cellular component: nucleus; cytoplasm. Gene Ontology annotation, biological process: protein phosphorylation. The transcript has 4 exons. Lineage: Eukaryota; Fungi; Basidiomycota; Agaricomycetes; Cantharellales; Ceratobasidiaceae. The record is from RefSeq and is a predicted model, not a curated record.
AUGAGCAACUACGUUCAACUCGAGAAACUCGGUGAGGGUACCUAUGCCACUGUCUUCAAGGGACGUUCACGCACGACCAAUGAAAUCGUCGCACUCAAGGAGAUCCAUCUCGAUGCGGAAGAAGGCACACCAUCGACGGCCAUUCGCGAGAUCUCGCUCAUGAAGGAACUUAAGCAUGUCAAUAUCGUCCGUUUACAUGAUGUCAUCCACACCGAAACCAAGCUCGUUCUCAUCUUCGAGUACUGCGAGCAAGAUCUUAAGAAGUACAUGGAUACACAUGGCGAACGUGGUGCACUCGACCCGAACACUGUGCGCAGUUUCAUGUACCAAUUGCUCAAGGGCACCGCAUUUUGCCACGACAAUCGUGUGCUUCACCGUGACCUGAAACCCCAGAACUUGCUCAUUAAUCGCAAAGGCGAGCUCAAGCUCGGCGAUUUUGGUCUUGCGAGAGCAUUUGGUGUGCCAGUCAACACGUUCUCAAAUGAGGUCGUCACCCUGUGGUACCGCGCUCCAGACGUACUGCUCGGUUCUCGGACGUACAAUACGUCAAUCGACGUCUGGUCUUGUGGAUGUAUUUUCGCGGAGAUGAUCACUGGUGUACCCCUAUUCCGCGGGCGCGAUAACCAGGACCAACUGCUGAACAUUAUGAGGAUCAUUGGGACUCCCGAUGAACGGGUACUCCGUAAAAUUGCGGCUGACUCGCCCGAGAUCCAGCUCAAGCAGUACCCGAGAUACCCCAAGGUUCCCUGGCAGCAAGUCGUUCCCAAGGCCACUCCCCAAGGUUUGUGCAUAUCGCAUACAAUCGCCGGGCUCCUAUCUCAAUCAUUUGUUAUUCACAGCGAUCGAUCUCCUCGAACGCCUCUGCAAUUCGACCCAACCAAGCGUAUCACUGCCCAAGAGCUCUUUCUCACCCAUACUUUACAACUCCCUCUAGCGCUCCAUGUUCAACCAGCCGCAAUUUGCGUACCCCAACAGGCAGCUGAUCAUGCAUUCCCAACCCAGAUGGCUGACGCUCGUCAACAGCAACAACAGCAACUGGCGUAUCAACAGCAGCAGAUGCAGCAGCAAAUGCAACAGAGCGGACCCCCUAACCAGUACUACACGCCUUCGGGGCAGUACACUCAACAAUACGGGCAGGGUCGUUAA